UUAAUAUGGAGAAGUAUAAGAAAAUAGCAUCACUUGGGGAAGGAAACUUUGGAAAAGUCAUCCAUGUGCAGGAUGUAAAGACACAUCAGGAGUUUGCCAUGAAGAUUUGAAGAAUUGAUAAAAUGCCGAAAGAUCAAGUCACAUCUUCUCUCAAUGAAGUCAAAAUUCUGAAGAUGAUGAAGCAUCCUUAUAUUAUUGGGUAUAGAGAAGCUUUUAUUCAAAAGGAAAAAUAUCUCUGUAUUGUUAUGGACCUUGCAAAGGGAGGAGAUCUCUUUUCAUUCAUUAAUAGACAAAAAGAAGUCAAUAAGCUUAUCCCUGAAAAUAUUAUCAUGGACUGGUUUAUACAAAUGGCAUUAGGAAUCAAACAUAUACAUGAUAAGAAGGUGCUCCAUAGAGACCUUAAAACUCAGAAUAUAUUCAUUGGAGAAAAUAGAGAAAUCAGACUCGGCGAUUUUGGAGUCUCUAAACUUCUUGUUCAUUCAUAUGACAAUGCUGAGACAGGAAUUGGAACUCCGUACUAUUUAUCACCAGAGAUAUGCAGAGGAGUGCCUUACAAUUCCAAGUCUGAUGUUUGGGCUCUAGGAUGCAUUCUCUAUGAGCUCACUACUCUAGAUCAUGCAUUUGACUCAAAAGAUUUCAGUGGGUUGAUUAUAAAAAUUUUGAGAGGAAAAUAUAAGCAAAUUCCUUCGAUAUAUUCUAAGAAUUUAUCAAAUCUGAUUUGUAAAAUGCUUGAUAAAGAUCCCAAAACCAGGCCUUCAAUUGGAAAGAUUUUAGAAUUACCUUUCCUAGCUGAAAGAAUGAGAGAUAUCAUGUCUGAUGCAACUCUGGUGCCUAAAUUUAGUGAUACUUUUAAGUUCAGAAAUCUCAAAUAUUUUUCUCAAGAAGAAUCGAAAGAUCUUCAAAUAGAACCCCCUGCAGAAAUCAAACAAAAUAAGAAAAGAAAAUCAUCGAUUUCAAAAAGACAGAUUAGGAACUACAUCAAGAGUAAGAAACUCAGUAGACGUAACUAUAUCUCUAAGAAAGAGACCGAGCAAGAUGAUGCUUUAAAGAAGCAUGAAGAACCUGAGGAAGUAGAUAACGAAGAUGAAGAGGAAGGAGAAGGAGAAGGAAAUAAAGAGGUUAUUAUUCAACAAUUUCUCAAAAAUGUUCCUGGCACCACCUCCAGUGAUUCCAUGAGCUACAGAAUAGAAGCUUUAAGAGUACAUUUGGAAGUCAAGCUAGGAGAAACUGACUUCAUAUCUGCAUAUAGACUAUACUCAAAUCUUGAUGACGAGGAAGAAAGUGUGCAAAAGCAAAUCUAUGAAAUUUUAGGAACUGAGAAAAUGAAGUUCUACCCAUUACUUUGUCAGCUUAUUGUCUGUAGUGAUUUCUUCUACAGAGCUAAAUAAUUUCUGAUGUUAUUCUAACCAACAAUAAUUUAAAUUUAUUGUUUCAAGU
Moneuplotes crassus is the source of this 1437-nucleotide messenger RNA. The record is from the annotation of a GenBank genome assembly. Lineage: Eukaryota; Ciliophora; Spirotrichea; Euplotida; Euplotidae.